This is a messenger RNA of Leptopilina boulardi, 871 nucleotides long. It is a transcript of the gene Hacd1, whose product is annotated as very-long-chain (3R)-3-hydroxyacyl-CoA dehydratase 2. Gene Ontology annotation, cellular component: endoplasmic reticulum membrane. The transcript is spliced from 5 exons. Lineage: Eukaryota; Metazoa; Arthropoda; Insecta; Hymenoptera; Figitidae. The coding region runs from base 71 to 769 and encodes 232 amino acids. The record is from RefSeq and is a predicted model, not a curated record. Gene Ontology annotation, molecular function: 3-hydroxyacyl-CoA dehydratase activity. Gene Ontology annotation, biological process: fatty acid elongation; sphingolipid biosynthetic process; very long-chain fatty acid biosynthetic process.
AUCAUUAAAACGUUUUUCGGAACACACUAAAAAAUAAAAAAAAAAAUAUAUAAAAAUACAAAUUACAAAAAUGGCAAAUAAAAAGUCCAGAGAAAUUGGAGCAUUGGCAAAAUUUUAUUUACGUAGUUAUAAUGCAAUUCAAACAUUGGGAUGGAGUUUAAUUUUAUAUUUACUUGUAAGUCAUAUGUCUGGUGGAUUUCAAGGAAGAACAUUAUGGGAAACUGUUAAAACAUCAGUUAUAGUUUUCCAAAAUGCUGCAGCUUUAGAAAUUCUACAUGCAGUAACAGGAUUGGUUCCAUCGAAUCCAAUUAUUACAAUUUUCCAAGUUUUAAGUCGAGUUAUGGUGGUUUGUGGGAUUUUACUUGCAACACCAGUAGAAUAUGCCGCAGCAUCACCUGGUCUUCCAUUGGCCUUAUUGGCAUGGUCUGUCACGGAAAUUAUUCGUUACGGUUACUAUUUUAUGAAUCUUAUGGGCGCAGUUCCAUAUUUCCUAGUGUGGCUGAGGUACACUACUUUUAUCAUACUGUAUCCAAUUGGAAUUACUGGAGAAUUAUUGUGUAUUUAUGCAGCUAAAAUGUAUACUGCCUCAAAACCAGAAGCUUGGAGUUACACUUUACCCAAUGCCUGGAAUUUUACGUUUAGCUACAACUAUUUUCUUACAUUCGUAAUGCUUCUCUACAUUCCACUUUUCCCACAUCUAUAUCUACAUAUGUUUUCUCAAAGAAAAAAGAUUUUAAGUCCACAAUCAGUUUCGAAAAAAGUUCAAUAAAAUGAACUUCAUACUUUAUAUUGAAUAUUUUGAUAAAGGAUUUCAAGGUCAUUAAGGUCACAAAGAAAUUUUAUACAAUAAAUUAUAUAUAUAUAACAUUUA